Rana temporaria (common frog) is the source of this 1209-nucleotide messenger RNA. It is a transcript of the gene RP9, whose product is annotated as RP9 pre-mRNA splicing factor. The coding region runs from base 213 to 893 and encodes 226 amino acids. The record is from RefSeq and is a predicted model, not a curated record. The transcript is spliced from 7 exons. Gene Ontology annotation, biological process: RNA splicing. Lineage: Eukaryota; Metazoa; Chordata; Amphibia; Anura; Ranidae.
ACUAAACGAAGGUGAAUGGAUUAUGGUCUACACAAAAAUGGCAACCACAAGGCAAUCUCGGAUAUGAAGCAUGUUUGGUGUCCUCAUUGUCCUCUAGUGAAAGCAGUGAUGUAUUGGGAAGACACGUAAAGAUCAUCACAAUCUUCAGGAAAUCUGCAGCUCCAUGAACUAAGGAGACGGAAAUAGUUUAGGUGUGUCUCAGAAGUCCAGAAAUGUCCCAUAGAAGAGAAGAAAAGUCCCAUAACACACACAGGAGUCGCAAGAGAGAGGAUGAUGAUGCUCAAAGUCCAGAGAGCUGCAGUAGCAGCCAUCAUCAUGAAAAAGACCACAGUGACCGGAAAAGGAGGAGGAGUAGCAGCACUAGUAGUAAUCCUAACACACAGGAUAUUCAGAAGAUCAAACAUGUUGAGAUUUUCUAUGAGAAACCUCCGCCAGGAUUUAUUAAGGAGGAUGAACCUAAACCAGAAGACUGUAUACCAGACUUGCCAGGCAAUGAAUACGCCAGAGAUUUCCUGGCUCAUGCGCCCACAAAGGGUUUGUGGAUGCCAUUGGGCAAGGAAGUUAAAGUUAUGCAGUGCUGGAGGUGUAAACAGUAUGGGCACAGAACUGGUGAUCGCGAGUGUCCCUACUUCAUCAAAGGCAAUCAGAAGAUUGAGCAGUUCAGAGUUGCUCAUGAAGACCCAAUGUAUGGCUUAUUAAAGGAAAAAGAAAACCAAGAAAAACAACAGAGGAUUGCACAGCUGAAAAAACUGCUCGAGGAUUCAACAUCUGAAGAAAGCAGCAAUAGCAGUGACAGUUCACAAGAAAAACGUAAGAAGAAGAAAAAGAAGAAGGACAAAAAGAAGAAGAAGAAAAAGCGCAAAUCUUCUCACAGAAGCUCUGAUUCAGACUAAUGUCUAAAAGAAUGAGACAAAGUAAAUACAAUGAAAGAAUGACGUUGUUCCAGUAUGUGGACAGGAUAACUUUAGAGAUGGCAGAGCAAGAAACAAGGAAGGUUGCUAUUGCAAAAGGUGCAGGCUGCUGGACCAUUAAUGCUUUAAAGUUUUGGGAGCUACUUGGAUAUCUUGUGCAAUCACAACUCCUGAUCUGCAUAUUUAUUCCAGGUCCGUGACUCCCUAUAUAGGGUAACGCAGGCGAGGAUGAUGGCUCAAGAGCUUAUGCUUUAAAACUGAACUCCAUGCAAACAACUAAAUACACAGAUGAAAUGCA